ACGAGGGUAAAUUGGAGGUGAAUCUGUUGUAGAGGCUAGCAAAGUUAGAUUUGGUUCAGUUUUAAAGAUUCUUCGGUGGGUCUUUGAAGGAAAGUGUGAAUUUAUCUUCUUCGAAUUGAUUAGACCUCUUCAAUGAUUGAAAUUGAGGUGGAAAUGGACUCUGAUGUCCUUGCUGCUGAAUCAGCAAGAACUGCAAAGUGGAGGUUCCAAGCUGAAGCAAACGAUGAGGCAGAAAGACUCCUUAGUUCACAACCUAUGCCAUCGCCAGCAGAAGAGAUCAAUAUGAAUGAUCUAUAAUUCAUUUGAUUCAAGAAUAGCAUGGUUUAACAUCACUAUCAUGUGGUCGUGGGGGAUGACAUGCUUUAUUCAAAGCCAAAAUUGGAGCAUCUAAUUAUCCAUCCUCUUGGAAGCAAAUUUAAUUUGGGUAGAAGAACUUUGGCAAUGACUAAAUUACCUUGGGAUGC
Rubroshorea leprosula is the source of this 464-nucleotide messenger RNA. The record is from the annotation of a GenBank genome assembly. NCBI's taxonomy places the organism in Eukaryota, Viridiplantae, Streptophyta, Magnoliopsida, Malvales, Dipterocarpaceae.